UUCAGCCCCGAAGAGGAAACCGACAUCAAAAUCUGACUGUCCGUUUAAGCAACCAAAGGUCUCUCUUUAACCUGUGGUUGGUUUGAUGGCUGAGGGGACCAAGACCGUCACCCCAGCUAAGCACGGGACGGGAAAAGGAUUAAUGACGGCACCAGAUUCUAAGCAAGAGAGACCUCCUUCCCUCCUCCGCGACGACUCCAAGUAUGCGUUGGAGAAGCUGUCGUCUAUUAUCACGGCGGAAGACUAUGAGGAUCUUGGAAACCACUCGACGGAGGCCAUGGGGGAGACGGGCCUCUUUGCUGUUGCUCAGUCCUUGGUCAUGAUGAAGGGAUUACUGGACCGGUGUCUCAAUCGUGAGAGUACUUUGGACCGGGUGCGUGCAAAGGCGGAGCAGACGGAGGAAGAGCUUGGUCAACUCCAUAAAUGGAGGUCCACUAUGGAGAAGAAGCUGGAGCUCUCUGAGAAGGCAAGGAAAGAGCUGGAGGAGAAGACGGUCGAGGCGCUGACGGCUAUAGAGAAGAAGGAGGCGGAGAUCAAAGAACUGAAGGAAGAGAUCCGUCAUGUGAAAGAGGUAGCCGUCAAGGAGUACCGCGACUCAGACUCCUUGGUGGGCGAGCUGGCGAACUCUUUCCUUCAAGGCUUCGACGACUCUCUCCGUUAG
Messenger RNA from Quercus robur (English oak), 661 nucleotides. RefSeq lists its product as uncharacterized. NCBI's taxonomy places the organism in Eukaryota, Viridiplantae, Streptophyta, Magnoliopsida, Fagales, Fagaceae. The transcript has 2 exons. The coding region runs from base 86 to 661 and encodes 191 amino acids. The record is from RefSeq and is a predicted model, not a curated record.